This is a messenger RNA of Argentina anserina (silverweed cinquefoil), 2211 nucleotides long. RefSeq names its product cytochrome P450 CYP749A22-like. NCBI's taxonomy places the organism in Eukaryota, Viridiplantae, Streptophyta, Magnoliopsida, Rosales, Rosaceae. The record is from RefSeq and is a predicted model, not a curated record. The transcript is spliced from 5 exons. Gene Ontology annotation, molecular function: heme binding; oxidoreductase activity, acting on paired donors, with incorporation or reduction of molecular oxygen; monooxygenase activity. The coding region runs from base 11 to 1549 and encodes 512 amino acids.
CAUUCUGAAGAUGGGAAUAGUAAUCCUUGCUUCAAGUUUUCUGUGUGUGUUUCUUGUCUUAGGCCUCGUCAGGAGCAUAUACAAGCUAUGGUGGAUUCCAACUCGCAUACAGAAGCUGAUGGCUUCUCAGGGAAUCAGAGGGCCUUGUUAUAGACUCAUCCAUGGGAACACCAAGGAAAUUUCCAGCAUGCACAAGGAAGCCAUGAGCAGGCCAUUGGGUUUAUCCCAUGACAUACUUUCUUAUGUUCAACCGCAUGUUAACUCAUGGACCAAUAUAUAUGGAAAGACUUACCUUCAGUGGCACGGCACGCGAGCUCAGUUGGUGAUUCAAGAACCUGAGUUGUGCAAAGAGAUACUGAACAACAAAGAUAAGGCUUAUCCGAAAAGAGGGUCUCACGACUUUGUGAAGAAGCUAUUAGGGGAUGGUCUUGUAACUACAGUAGAACCCGAAAAAUGGGCAAAACUGCGAAGGAUUGCUACCCAUGCCUUCCAUGGAGAAAGCUUAAAAACUAUGAUUCCAGAUAUGAUCGCUAGUGCUAAGACAAUGCUUAAAAGGUGGAAAAUCCAUGAAGGAAAAGAGAUUGAGGUGUGUGAGGAAUUUCGGCUCUUCACUUCAGAAGUGAUUUCGAAGACAGCCUUCGGAAGUAGCUAUGUAGAAGGAGAGCUCAUAUUUCAGGCAGUGAUGAAAUUGUGCUUCUUAUUGUUCAAAAAUGCGCUCACAGUCAAGGUUCCUGGCAUAAGCAAGAUAUCUAAAAGCAGCGAUGAGUUGGAAUCAGAGAGACUCGAGAAAGGAAUUCACAACUCCAUAAUAGAAAUUGUUAAUAAAAGAGAAAAGAAGGCAUUGUGUGAUGGAGAAGACAGCUUUGGGAGUGAUUUUCUUGGGUCACUUCUGAAGGCUCAUCACGAUGCCAAUCAGAACAUGAGGAUUUCAGUGGAUGAUUUAGUUGAUGAUUGCAAGACUUUUUACUUUGCUGGACAAGAAACCACCAAUACAUUGCUUGCUUGGACUGUUUUUCUUCUAGCACUUCAUAUAGAUUGGCAAGAGGAAGCAAGGAAGGAGGUCCUGCAAUUAUUUGGAAAACAGAAUCCAAAUCCUGAUGGCAUUUCCAAGCUUAAAACGAUGAAUAUGAUUAUCAAUGAGUCUCUGAGGUUGUAUCCUCCUGUUGUUUCCCUUGUAAGGAAAUCUGGAAGAGAAGUUACACUGGGAAAGGUCAUUGUUCCUGCUGGUCUUGAACUAGUUGUCUCAAUUCUAGCAGUUCACCGUGAACCUCAAAUCUGGGGACCAGAUGCGCAUCUUUUCAAACCAGAGAGAUUUUCAAAAGGAGUUGCUAAAGCUACUAACAACAAUAUUGGUGCCUUCCUCCCCUUUGGCUUGGGACCUCGCACAUGUGUGGGCUUGAACUUUGCAGUCACUGAAGCUAAGAUUGUACUGUCAAUGAUCCUACAACGCUACUCAUUCACCCUCUCACCGGGUUAUGUUCACUCCCCCUUUCAGUAUAUUACCAUUCGUCCUCGACAUGGAGUCCAAGUAAUGCUGCAGCCAUUAUAAACUGUGGAGUUCAGAGAUAAGGAACUUUUAUGUAGGGUUGGAUUGGUUGAUAUACCAGUCUUAAUUUUCCAAUACCAUAUACCAACUAAUAUAUCUUUGGUAUGAAAAAUCCACAAUUUAUACCAACCAAUAACAUUGGUAUACCAAUUAAGUGGUACGGUUGGUAAUGAGCUUGUACCAACAUAUUUAAGGCCUAAAAAUUUAAAGGUCCAAUCCAAAUAAGUAAUAACAAAUAAGUGAAAUAGCAAUAGAAUUCCAAAGUCUUAUAUAACUUCAACCAAAUUACCAAAUACAAAGUCAUAAAUAGAAAGCCAAAGUACAAAUAGUCAAACUGUUAAAGUACUUAUGAAUUCUCAAAACAAUUGAAAAAAUAAAUGAUAGGUUUAAAUGCGAUAUGCCAACAUAUGUUGUAAGCAAGGAUGAUGCUAUUGAUAGGUCUAAGCAUUUGUACUUAGGAAUUCGAUUGAAUCGAUUCAUUCAUAAUUAAAUAAAGAAAUUGAAGAUGAGAAAAAAAGUGUACUUGAGAAAGAAACUCAGAGAGAUUAGAUUAAGGUUCGUAGAUUUAUACGGUUUAGAUUUAUUUUUCAAUAAAUCUACGGUUGAAAUUUAAAGAUAUAUAUAUAUAUUUUAAUUAAAUAAUUUAAUAUGAUAUAAGUUGGUAG